CGGAGGAGGAGGAGAAGGUCACGUGGGAGACACGUGCCGAGGUUCGUGCCGAGGUUCGUCAAUGCGCACAGCAGCAACAGCAACCCGGCAUCGUGGUGCAGCAGCCCUCUGUUCCGGUUGAAACCUGAGCUCUGUGCAGCAACGAGGGGCGUGCGGAGCUCGUGAUCUGCCAACCGGGCGCAAGCCGACCAACUGACCGCCCGCCCGACCCGCAAAUGCAAAUGCCGGGCUCUGCUACAGAAAGCUACAUUCCAGCUGGUACCCUGCAGUUGCCCGCAUAUGCUUGUUCUGCCAAGGAAAUUCUGAACUGAGCAGGGUGGAACGGGCAUUGCUGGACUGCAACACAACGCACUGACGGUGUAGGUCGUAGUCUGCAGAAUUUAUUUUUAGCAUGGGGAGGUUGCCAGCCCAUUUGGAAAUAGUAAUACAUUUCUCAAACAUAAUAACAACUUAUCUCCGUUUUCUUUAACGUAUGGACGUUCGGCACCGUAUUGCACAGGUGCCCCAUCGUCGUAGCGAAAACGCGAUUGCGCUUUUGGUCACAUCGAUAAAAAAUAAACGCGUGCGAACAACGCCUUUCGUCAGGGUUCCAAGGCAAUGCAGUCGCAGCGCACUUGGCUUCCGCACAUCGUGUUCCUGAUGCAGCGGCGUACCAAGGUGGCGACAUGACAUUGAGAGAGCAGCGCGUGCCGGAGCAUAUCCGGAUGCGCACGAGGGAGUUCGCCGAGCGAGAUCUUCUCGCGCUGGAAUUAUCGCGCUGAAUGCGCGGAUUCUACCUCCAACCUCGUGGUGCCUGGUGCGGACCCAGCCCUGUGGAUGCUCCCGUGGACGGAUGGUUUCUGGUCUCCGGUCGGAACUUGGUGCUUCCCGUUAUUUGCACUGCCUGCUGCAUCGCGGGCGCUCUCCGUCCGCGCGUGGAGGAACUUUGCGAACGCGCGAGCUUUGGGCGCCAACAGUCUGUUCGUGUUCGUUUUUGUUUUUCUCUUCCCCAAGUGCCUAAGUGAGCCGUCGCCCACAGCGAGCGAGUGCUAGCUCCGCAGGUGGUUACAUAGAAAGUCUUGGGUUAAUCCUGAAACCGCCAAUUUUUGAACAGUCGCGCCGCAUCCGUCAAUACACAUACUCGUGCAGUACUUACAACAAAAUACUGCCUGCAUAUCAGUGUUGAGAGGGGGGAAAAAAGAGCCCCGUUUUAUUUAAUAUAAACAAAAACGCAAGCCUGAGGCUCCUGGGUAAAGUGAUCAAUUGUGGGAAUCGCUUCUGUAGCUCCAUUUAACAAGAAAGAUCAUACCAUCGCAAGACAAGUUUAAAGUUCUAUCGAUCAAAACAACCUUAUAAAAAAAAUCAACGAUCACUGUGAUAUAACAAAACAACACCCAAGAGAAAAAACGUCCUGCAGCUUCAAGUGCCUGUUUGGAGCCUUUGCUACAGUAACGUUGAUCACGUGGUUAUGGAUUUUAUCAGCUCCAUCUGGCUGGGAUGAGCAUGUGCUGACAAUACCAACACACUACUCACAUGAGUACCCACUGUGCCAAGAUCAACGCGAGAGGCAAUCGCGUAGGAUUUAUCAACGCCUCUCGUAGAGAAUCCUUUGUAUUGUAGAGGCCGACGGACGGACCUGACUUUCAUCUUGCACGACGUCCCAGCGGCAUCGCAAAGCUUUGUGUGAUCGUGGCCUCUACCCCCGUGCAAGAAUUGCUGCCGAAUCGACAAAACGCCCACGCGACGAACCUUUUGAAGCUGAGCGUUUUGUCUUUUAUCUUGAGCGCACCGGCCGAACUGCACCCACCAAGUGCCUUCUUGCCUUAUCAGCCGGCCCAGCUCUCUUCAGCCUGACGGACCGGAACGGCCCUAACUUUGAGCACCGUGCUUCCCCCGACGGCUCGGCGGUUAGCGUCAGGGACGACGGGCGUUGGCGGGGUGGAACUGGCGGGCGGCCGGGCGGGUGCACGCGCGGAGGAGGAGGGAGUCAUGCCGUGGCCUCAAGCCGUGCUGUCGUCGCGGCCGGACUCCCACGCCUUCCAGGAGCGGCGCCUGUGCCUGGCGGAGGCCGUGAGGGUCGGACGCUCGGUGGCGCGGUGUCGCGCGGCCACCAACAACGCGACCUUUGACUGCAAGGUGCUGUCCCGCCACCACGCACGCCUGUGGUACAGCGACGGCAAGUUCCUGCUGCAGGACACGCGCAGCAGCAACGGCACGUUCGUGAACGGGCAGCGGCUGGGCAAGAGCGGCGAGGAGAGCGCCCCCUACCAGCUCUACUCGGGGGACGUGCUGCAGUUUGGCGUCGACGUCACGGAGAACGCUCGCAAGGUCACUCACGGCUGCAUUAUCACCAUGGUGAAGCUCCUACUACCAGAUGGGACGGAGUACAAACACAGGCCUGAGGUGGACAGCGUGUCUGUCAAGCCGGAGGCAAACUCCACCACAUUCAAACUGCAGGACCUUCACCAACUGUCCCACUACCUACAGGAGGCCCUCUAUCGCGAGCAGCUCCUGCACAAGAAGCUGUCGGCGCUGCAGACCCUGCUGCAGAGUGCGCGGCGCGCGUCCGACGAUGGCUGGCAGGCUCUCAUCAUUGAGGAUAAGCUGCUAUCCCGUCUGGAGACACUGGAGAACAGACUCAUGGCCUAUUCCAAGCAGACUCUGUCGGACGAGUGUCUCCGCAAGGAGCUGGAGCUGCUGCAGUGCGACAAGGGGCAGUACGAGACGGCCGCCAAGGAGGCGCUGCGGCGGGCGCUGCAGGACAAAGUGGAGGCCCACGAGAAGCUGGCCAGCGCGCAGUGUGCGUUGCGCUGCUCGGAUGAGGAGCUGGUGCACCUCCAGGCCGUGCAGGAGGCGUCGCAGGCCGAGAUCAAGGAGCUCGCGCUGCAGAGAGAGCGGGCGGCACAGCGUGUCGCGCAGCUGGAGGAGCAGUUGCAGGCCGCUCUGUGCGAGUCCGCGCUGAAGGACGAGUCGUCGCAGGAGGAGCUGGAGCGACGUCUGGCCGCCAUGGAGACACACGAGAGCGCCCUCCUCACCCGAAUCGAGCAGCUGACGACGGAGAACGACCGCACGCGCGACCUGCUCGCUCAGGCGCACGAGCUGCUGAAGAACGGCGGAAGGUAUCCACGGGACGGGGACGUCGACGGAGAAGAGACCGAGACGGAAGGCGAUACGGAGCCCUCGCCAGACAGAAGAGAUAAAGAGGAAUGCCUUUCUACCAUCCUGGAAGAGCCAGAAGACCUACGAGGCUACUCGCAGGAUGGAGAGGCUGGGACUGCUCGCAGCCAAGCUCAGGAAGACAGCUCAGUGGUCUCCUUCUCGGCGCGUGAGGUCCUCCUGGAGCUGCUGUCCGCCCAGCAGUGCGAUGACGGCGACGCGGAUGCGGGCGGCGGCGAUGGCGCGACCUUGGGCCCCCCGUGGCUGCGGCCGGGGCCGGGCGAGGAGGGCGAGGGCCCCGGGGAACCCGCGGUGAUGCGGGCCCGCCUGGCGGACACGCAAGAGAUCGGACGAAUCUUCACGGCGAGAUGCGGCGAGCUGGAGGCAAUGCUGGAGGAGGAGCGGGAGGCGAGCACGCGGCAAGCAGAUGUCUCGUCAAAGUCCAUCCAGAACCUGCAGGCCCAGCUGGUGUCCCUGCGCGAGGAGCUGGAGUCGCUGCGGCGCGAGAAGGAGAGCGAGCUGCAGGAGGCGCGGCGUGAGCUCACGCAGGUGCUGGAGCAGGCGCGCACGCUGCGCCGCGUGCUCGAAGACACGGCCACCGAGCGCGAGAACGACAUCGCCAUGCUGCAGGAGGAGCUGGGCCGCCUGCGUGCGGAGCUGUUCCGCCAGCAGCAGGAGAAGUCGGAUUCAGAGCGGCCGCGCAGCGCUGAGCACGGCUUCACGGACUCCACGCGCCUCCGGGGCCACGUGGAGAGGCUGGAGGGAGAGUGCCACGGACUGAGGGCAGAGUGCGAGGAGCUGCAGCGAGAGCGCGAUUCCCUGAGGGAGCAGCUACACGGCCUGCACAAGGAGAUACAGAGUGCCCGCGUGGAGGAGCAGGAGCUGCAGGAGGUGGUGAGCGGCCUGCAAGCCUCGCGAGACUCUCUGGCGUCGCGACGGAGCGCAGGCCCGGCCGCCGCCGCCGCCGCCGUCAGGGACGCCACCCCUGACGGCGCACGCGACGAGAAGGGGAGUUCGCUCGGCGACGGUGCCGAGGGGCCGCGGCGAGCCCCGGGGGAGGCCGCACGUACGGAAGCGGCGCCCGCGGACGGCUCGGAGGCCGGUGGCGGGGAAAUCGAGCUGCAGCUGCGGCAGGCGGAGAGCGUGGCCGAGUCUCUGCAGAAAAAGUGCACGGAGGCGCAGCUGGAGCUGGAGGCACUGCAGGAGCGACACCAGGCCACCGAGCAGGAGACGCGCAGCCUGCACGAGGAGCUGGAGCUCUGUCGCGAGAAGCUCGAGAGAUACCGCAAGGUCAAGCAGAAGGCUUGGGCCGGUUGGUUGCCUCUGAUGGCCAUGGUGGUUGGCAUUGCGGUGUCCGUCCUCUACCCAACCAUGGAGUGACGGUGUUCGGGGCUUCCUCCCCUCGCUCGCACAAAGAGCCUCCCAGGCGCUUGGGCUGAUCUGCACGGUUUGCCCCAUUGUCGCCACUUCCCUCGCGAGGAUCUUUCUACGGAUCGCACGCCGAUACCUGGAGGAUCAUGUGGGAGCUGGUGGUGGUCGAGCAGGAGGUGGCGGCGAGUCGCCUUUUGUAGCCUUUGUGGAUUGAGGUUCGUGGGAUCGGAGAUAGGGAUGAGUGUACGAUAGUGAUGGAGGGGACAACCUGUGGAUGUCAAUAGAAAAGCUCUGGGCAAUCAUCCUGAACACUGGGCCUCUGGAAGAGCAUCACUGACGGUCAUAUCAGAAGAUGUGCUUCCUUCACAGCCCCGUCAUAUUUAUGCCAUUAUAUGUGUGGCUUUGAUGGCUGCAUUGUUACACUUGUGCGUGAGUGUGUGUGUGUACGUGUGUUUAUUGGACUGACCUAGUGCCAUUGGUGAACAGAUGUACAUAUGCUAAGGACGAUGGGAUGUGUUGCGAGUCGCAGAGGGCAACACAAAUUGCGUUGCUUGCCCCGCAGUGCCAAUACGUGGUGCAGGUGUACGUGUAUGUGUGUAUGUCGAACUCAUUCAAGUUACCCGUGUGCUGCAGUGUCGCUGCAGAUUUCGGGCACCGGGAUGAUGUCCCAGGUGAGCUUUGGUUAGCCCUGCUGCACUUAAUGUUACAACUGAUCACAUGAGGGUUCUAAUGGAGCACUACAGACGGUAACGGGGAGGGGGGGGGAAGCAUCGACAUUGGCAUCGAGGGCUCUGACGUUCUGAAACCCUCCAGCUUGCUGGCAUCGAAGGUCAACUUGUACGGCAAAAGCACAAACUAUUUUGUACAAACUUUACCGAUUUGUUAUUCAUCAUUCACCGAGUUUCGUUGCAUCGUACAAUACGUCGGUGGAAUUAUUCACAUUUUCUGAAUGCUAUUUAAGUAAAAUGAAUAAAAAUAUACACUUUUAUAACAUUUAAGGCUAAUGGGCAUUUGUACGCAUGAAUAUUAUAUAUAAGCAAUGGCUUUGCAUUGGGAAAUCUCGUGCUCAAGGCAGCAGUGGUGAAUGGUAAAUUGCUGGAAAGACAGUUCAAAUAAUGGCAUUGUGAGGGCAGCUUUGUACAGCAGAGCCCUUCUCUGCAAAUGUCUCUCACCGUUACCCGGUGACCCUAGCUCCUCUGUCAGAUACGCCACACGUUGUUGAAGCUGAAAUGCAUUGAAUUGUAUUCGGAUUGCAAGUUUGCCGGGGGUUGGAGAGAAGCUGAGAUGGUGUCGUAUGGCGCAUGCAUAUCGAAUGUUUUAAAUGGCUUUGGCCCACUGUUGAUUAGUCUCCUGCGAGAGUAAUUAUUUAAAUCCCCAUUGUAGGAUUUCCCAUAUACCAUUUCUCCCGACUCGCCACAAAAUAUGUCUGCAAAUUUACCACUUUACCUCCAUCGAAUACAAAUGAAGUCAUUGCAUGGUGCCUGCACCAGAUGAUUGCUGAACUUGUCGCUCAUGGUUAUGGAGAGCACUGAUUAAUUUCAAUCGGUGCUGCGUACAUCAUAUGGGUCACACACACACACACACAUGUAAACAAUAUCUUCAACUUAGUUUGGAUCAAUGCUGUACAGCACGCAGCAGGACAUGUAUAGCAAGCAUCAGACAUGUGCACGUUGAAACGAUAGCUGUCUCUCUGAAUGGAGGUAGAUUCCCAGUAAACAUGAAAUUUGGGCAAAUGUUGGCAUGCGGUUGGAAUCGUUGGGCCAACAAAGGCCCAAUGAUAAUUGGUUUUUUACCCUUCUAUCUGGCAACAAAACUGACACCUUUUUUACAAGGAGUCAUGUUUGCAUAGACCACAAUACCUGCAGUCAUAAUGCAAACACAAAACACAAAUUUGAUAAUGUAUGCACUGUCCUUGAAGUUGAUUGGUCCACACCCGAGACAGCGUUCCUUAGAGCCUAGUCUCACAUGGGUUGGACCAGAUGACGCCAAAAGGCGCAAUGAUUACUGGGUUGGUAAAGUUGGAAAGACGCCCCAUGGUGGAUUUAGAGAAAUCGAGUUCAUGAAACCCCUCUUCUUGGUUCUUUCGGUAAAGUCACGUAGAAGGGAAGUAAUAAAAUAAUAAAAAUAAAACAUGAUAAAAUAAUUCUCAAGACGUUGGUUAUUGUUGAAGGAUCUCAAAGUUAUGUGGAAUCCCUCCCCGUAGAGGCGGUUAAAUUUCGAUUUAAAGCUUUCGUGACUGCAGGGAUUCAUGAAACCCCGUUCUCAGCGAAGGAUUUAUUUACUGGUUUAUCCGUACAUUUGGUUUUGUUGACCUUGUCGCAAAGUUUCACUCGUGGUUCACAAAAUAAAAAAAAUACCCCACGCACAGUGCUGAGGCGCAGUCCGUAAGGGAGAGGAGCGUGGCGCAAAGCCUGUCGUGCUCGCUUCCACGGCGGAGGUUUUCACGGUUUGUGCGCUAGAACUCUCCGCUGUGUUUUUGGGUCGUACCACCCAGAGAAAAACGUCGGGCACCAUGCCGAACAACGCGCGGUGCACAACCCGAAAACACAACGAAGAGUUGUUCUCAACGUUCUGCCCCCUUUACCAGGCCUGAUUUUCAUGCUUAGCUCCUCAAACUACCGUUGAUGUGUUACAUAGCAAUUGCUUUUGAUGGGGUAUAGUAGCAAAGUUUUUCCUCCGGCCUUAAGAACGCUUACCGAGUUUGUGAUGUGAUGUCUUAAUCAGAGGGUGGGAGGAAUUAUUGAACAAUAGAGGUAAAUUUUGCAGCCCAAGGAAAUAAAGUUAUUGCCCUGUGAUGAAAAAGCAGUCAUGAUUUGUUCUCUAGCACCCUUAAGGCGCAGUUUGAAGUGAAUUCUUAUUGAGGUCAGGGAAGUGCAUUCACAUACUGGUUGCCAUUUUAUUUUUUUGCCGAGCAACUGACCAACCAUGUUGCAAAGGAUAUAUUAUUUGAUAUGAAUACAGUGAUACGAAUGAUCAUUUAAAUUCAAUCCACUGGUAAAAACUACUGUGAAUUAGUUAUUUAAAAACACAAUAAACCAUACACUUAUUAUAUCUAUGUAUGUUACACAAGAUUCACGAAAACAUUUAUUUGUGCAUAUAAAAUCAUAUACAGAUAAGGGGCAUUGGAAAAAUAAACUAGCAUAUUUAAAUGUGGCCUAUAUUCUGUUAAUGUUUCUCUUGAUGAAUUUUCUAAGGUUGCUUUCAUUUGCAUCAAAUAUAGACUGCACAAAGCGUUGUGGUUAGCAUGUUUUUAUCCAUCCAAUGUGGCCAUUGGAGGGUAUUUUUGCUGCAUAUCAUUACAUAUACUAAGCGAUUGUACGAAUUCUACAAAGCCCCGCUGCCUUCUCUCUUGGAUGUGCUCAUGGAUUUGAUAGUCUUGCUUGGCGGCGGGGGGGGGGGGGGGGUAGGUGUGCAUAAUUUGGUCAAUAUUUUUUUAAGGACGCCAAAUGGAAUAGCCGCUUUGAUAUUGCAUCUAAAAUGUGGAAUCGAUAUGCGGGAGCAACUGAAUUUACCAUAGGUCAUCACUUAAAAGAGGAGCAUUCUGGGUAUUGUCAGCCUUUGUAAGGGACGGCUAUUUGUGAUUCAAUAGAAAGGGCCUCGAGUGUUUUGCUAAAGCGGGUGGAUCUAAGCCUCUUUUUUAAUUAAAACGACCGCCUUUCAGUGACCACAUUCUGUUGAACUUAAAUGCAGGCUACAGUAUGUGGGGCUCGAUUUCCAUGUUGGUGAAAGACCGCCUUUUUUUUUUGUCAAAUAGUGGGCAAAAAAGCGGCCCCUUUUCUAAGGGAAAAGUGGCACUUUUUGUCCCAAAAUCAGGUGAAAAAAGUCCUGGGAAUCAAGCCCCUAUGACUCAAUGAACGAGGCAUGUAAAGUUUGACAUGAGAACGUGCUUGAUUACACGGGCUUUCUAAGCCAUUCAUUGGGCUGCACUUGAGAUCCGUUCUGGUUGCGUGUGGUUGAGGAAACCUGUGAGAAACGGCUCAAUGGUUCCUCCAUUUGUACCUUCAUCGUGAUUUUCCUGUGGGUGUCGCAGGUGUUACACUGCGGCUGUUCGAAUGCAGACGUUUCUCAAGGUUACACAAUUGUCGGGGACGCUGUCGUAAUGCAGUGGUUUGCACACUGGAUUUUGCAAUCCAGAGGUCACCGAUUCAAUCUCCGAGCGUGGCAGUUGAAACAAUGGGCAGGUUUCUUCAUUCCCCUGCAUGCCCGCAUCUCUAUUCAUCCGUCAGCAUUAAUGGGUACACCACAGUGAGUUGCUCGACAAUGUCGCGUUUGGUGGGGUAAAGUGUAGGUACUGGCCAGCAGAGAAUAGUAAGCUAAUAUAUCCUCCAGAGGGGCUCCUCAAGAACUCCCUCUAGUAGAGGCCCUUCCGCUUAGCGGUGGCAUGAGCAAGAUAUUUCCAGGGCUGCACUUUUACCUUUUACACGCAUUUGAUCAUAGACGUGUUCCAAAAGUGGAGUCAUCAAAGACACGUGACGUUGAAAAUCGGUCACAAAAUCAAGUGUGUGAAAAUUCAAACGGCAGUUGCCCUGUCCUUCUACAUUUGUGCAUCGGCCUUUCGUAUGCAGAAACAUUGAAGGAGAAAAGAAAUGUGCUUUUCGUCAAUUUACCUUCCCAUAAACCUCAUUGCCAGCCGGUCUUUUAACUUCAACUCCCAGAUUGCGUUCACCCUUGACCUCAAGAUGGCAUUCACGUGCAACUGAUAUUGAAUUAAUGAACAAUGUCGUUGGAGCUGGUAAGGUGGGGGGGGGGGAAUGUAAGAAUUACAAAGAAGGAUGUUGAAAGGCAUAGCCCUGUAUGUUGACCUUUCGCACCGUACGUAGCCAACCAUGCUAAUCGGAGGUGCCUGUAGAGUUACUGUGACACUUGUGAGUUUUUUUUUUAUCCUCUUUCUGGCUAACCCCUUUUGUUUCUGACCCAUAUUUCCUCUGGACCCACACUCUUAACUGGGCCAUAGUGUUCUCAUAAAUCCACCGCAAGGUGCUUCAGUACAGGUUAACGUGUUUCAAAGUCAUUUCUAGCCUGGCGUUUGUACUCACACCCCCACUGGCAGGGAAAGUCGUACAUUUGACGCGCUGAAAGUGGUUAUGAAGCUGCCGGGGAGCGAGUGUCAAUGGUUUCUGGAAAUACAAUAUGACCUUGGAGCCUACUUUUCACUCUGAUGCACGUCACGAGGACAAGCUGUGCCAUUCUAAGAGAUGGACUGAAAUGCAUUAAAUCUCACUUUGUUCACCCAGUCCUGUGAAACAGAAAAAUAUAAUCUUCAAGCACUGUUUGUCAAACACUGUUCUGUGUUGAGAGCGGUAGUGUUGGCACGGUUAGCGCGCUGCGCUACGAACCCGACGACCCGAGUUCGAUUCCCGCUCGUGGCCACCACCGGUGAUCAUCUGAACCAGUCCCGGGCCUUCCCUAGGUCCACUCAGCCUUAAAUGAGUUCCUGUUGCGAUGUGUAAACAUAGCUACUCUGGAGACAAAAUGCGGCCGGGCGUGGUGUUGGCCACCCACCCCCUCGUGUGCCGUGCCGGCUCGGUAACAGCACUUCCUUCAAUGGUCUGUUCAGGCUAUACGGGGGAUCUUUGUCUUUGCGCUGAGAGCCAUACUUCAUCUGUACUUCAACAAAGAGUAAUGUAGGGGAGGGUGGUGACCUUGUGGUUGUCACCACUGGCAUUGAGCCGGGUUUGGUGGUGGACAUUGGUGUGUGUGUGUCGCGUGAUCUGUAGGGGCGGCUCGCUCUGGUGCCUUACCACAGCAAGUUACGCACAAUUUCGAUUUAAAGCUUUCGUGACUGCAGGUAUUCAUCUUCUUGGUUCUUUUGGUAAAGUCACGUAGAAUGGAAAUAAUAAAAUAAUAAAAAUAAAACAUAAUAAAAUAAUUCUCACAACGUUUCGGCCACAAACGCAAGCAGCCGUCCUCAGGUGGAGAACAGGUCUGUCGAGAAGACAGAGUCUGAAUGACGUGACUUUACCGAAAGAACCAAGAAGAAGUUACACACAGUCUCAAAACUGAGGUUCAAGUCAAGAACAAACGUGUUCAUUAACAAACAAAUUUAUUCGGAGUCUGCAAUAGAUUUCAGAUCCGGGCAAUCAAUGGAGGGUAAUAUUUAACGUUAUAUUUAACAGGACCUCAUUGCGAACAAAUAGUUUUGGAUAUAACCGAGCCCCACACUUUAUAUGAACACACAUGAUUUCAGAUGAUGGCAGGAAAUGGGGGUGAUCCGUAAUACGAGGCACCUCGACCGCUCUGCCCUUGGUCGUGCAGUGGCAAAAUUUCGGCACGACGGCGCCGUUCUCCGCUUCGGGGACAACGCGCCAGCAUCUCGCAUUCCGCGAACUCCGCAGAAGGCACCCACGCGCAGGUGCCGCGUCGCGAUCACUGUGUUUGCAGGGCUUAGCGGUGGGGCGUAAUUGGCGGGUGGGUUGCUGCGAAAGAAGUUGGUGAUGUGCAGGAAUUCGCCCUGUUCCCCGCGGUGCGGGAGAACGGAAUUGGCGUUCGCGUCGCAUUUAAGAGCGACGGAGCAUCGCUUUGCAGGUAUGCCACAGAUCUGGUCGUGCAUGGUACUGGGAUUAACGUACCGGACAAUGUUGUACUGUUUUCUGAAAUAUACAACGUAAUGUAUUUCUGUGUGUGUGUGUGUGUGCGCGCGUGCGUGUGCAUUUGUGUGCGGUACAUAUUAGCAUAUACAUCGCUUGUGCAUACUAUAAAUACAGCAUGUAUAUACUGUAUAAAAUGCAGACUGGCACACAGCUUCAGUAUUGUAAUUGUAUAUGUGUAAUGUAUAUAAGAGAGGCGGUUAAACAAUAUCAAAUGAAUGGCAUUCGGCAAAUAAAUCUACGGGCCAUGGUGUCGAGAAACCCAUAGGGGCGUCUUCUGAAGGAGCCCUCUGAUAUUCAUGUGACGAGGUUUGGUGUUUUGUUGGAUUUCCAGAAGAGACGCCUUAUGAGUUGGUGACGUAACUCUUAAUGGCACACGUACAGCCCAUCCAUCAAUAUCGCACCCUGCCCCGGAUUUGACCAUACUUCACCAUGCUGGUCUCAAGGCGGGGAGCAUAGACGGUGGGAGCACAGUACAACAAUGAAUGUUGCAGCACUGCCCUAUGCUGCGCACAGCGGCCUAUAACAACCCGUCGUGCGUGGUGGUCACCCAUGCAUGCAAUGUCCAGGCUAAAUCUCUGCUUUGCUUCUAAGGUCCAACAAGAUCGGGUGCAUUCUGGGUGAUUCAAUCAUAGGUACACAAGUACUCGACAUAAACAAUGGGAAUCAGUGGCUGCUCAGGAACGGUGAUGGAGGUAACCGAAUGGCUGAGGAUUCGCAGCGCUAAGUUGAUGGAGUGAUCAUUUUGACAGAUGUGCAUCGGGCCUUUAUAAUAACAAGAUAGAGAUCCACGGAGCUCACAAUUACUGCUAUAUUAAGGUAGAAACAAAAUACGUGCUCAAUUCCUCUGUGGGCGUCUCAAAAAGUACGAGUGGCAUCUUCUGUCACGGUAAUUAUAUCUGCAGAACUUGCCGCGCUUUACAUAGAAAUUACUACAUGAAAUAUAUAUUUUGAAUGCAAUUUGAGCCGGAGGGUACUUUCAGCAUUUUGUAAAAGAAUCAACAUUUAUUAGCCUCUCAUUUAUAUUGUAAUAUAUAGAGACCUGAACUCCACAAUUAAGUCAUGCUGUGCAUUAGUGUCAAAAUGUACCACGUACGUUUUUUUAGGACGUGGUCGUGCUGAGUAUUUUAAAUAGAUUAUAAAUCUAUACUCUUUGGUUAUUUCGGUAAAGUCACGUAGGUAUAAAAUAAAAGAAAUCACGACGUUUCGAUCGCAACACAAGCGGUCGUCGUCAGGUGGAAAAUAAUAUAUAAUCUAGCAGUGGAACUGCUGACCAGAUCAAGAUAUAAAUAAUCUAUUUGGAAACCAGAAUGUACGACGGGCAUUUCCAAAGAUGUGUUUGUUGAAAAAGUAAUGAAUACAUAAUAAUGUGAAUGUAACUUUAACCAUAACAUAACAUAACUCACUGCCACGAGCAUAGAAAUGACUGCCACAAAGCACUUCCAUAGGUGCGUUGGCCCUGACCAGCAUCUGAACAUCAAUAAUACAUUUCGGCAAAAGGCAACAACAAAAACCCUAGGAUGUCACACUUCAAAGACACCGAAAAUAAAUAAGUAAUCAUGUCAUUAACGUGUUUUGAAGUGUGCAGCCUGUGUUCUUUAUCAUUCAUCACGGUGCCACAAGUGUAAUAACCGCAAGGGCACAUUUGAAAUUUAUCAUUAAAUCUCAUUUUGUAGGUGGCUUACGGUGAUGCCAAAUUAUUCCAGUUCUGGGAGGCAGCUCGCAGGGAUUUUGUGCCCACACACAAACAUUUCCCAACUGCUAUAAACGUACUAAUUAUAUUUAACACAGCUUCAUAGGUUCCCCUGAGGCAUGUCAGAAUAUUCCCAUAGAAACAUAAUGAGGAUACAUAUUUUUUUUAAUAGCUUUGUUCAAUGUGUGUGUGUGUAAUGACUGUUGUAAAUGUCAGACCGGGCCAUUAUUUUGACCAAUUCUACGGGGAGUUCUUUAGUUUGUUAUGAAAAUGGAAACGUUACAUAAGGAACUUUGGGGGGGCGUUUGCAAAGUGUUUGCUUUACUUUUGCCUAUUGUUUACAAUACCAUGUCAUUUGUCCGACAUCCUCAUCAUCAUGGAAAUACAGUGACAGCUGUAUCCAUCCAUCCCCCACGGUUACGCGUUUGCUCUCUCUCCCUCCUCGCCCUCGGAGAUCAGCUGGAUAUAGCCCAUCCAGUCCGUGACGUUGUGAAUCCAGUGACGACACAUCAAUCAUCAGUCUUAUCAAUACAGUUUGGAGCCGUGACUGAAUUGUACUUUGCAACAUGUAUCAAUGAACAUAUACUACAUAUAUAUUACAACGUGCAUACAUUAAUUACACAUUUGUGGAGAAUAUAAGUCAAUAAAUAAGCAGAGAAUACACCUUUGAGUCACACUUGUAACAGAGCUGUGUCGCUCAAUUGGUUAUUUGCUCGCAUAAUAAACUUCAGAUUCUUCGAGUAAUCACCUUCCAUAUCUGCCCCGCCACACAAAAAAACAUACACAAGUACUUUUACACAUACCAUCGGCCACAGUCUUCUGGGAGUGAAUUUACACUUUCUGCACCAUUUGUUUAAAACAAGAAAACUCUGGACUGGUUUUGAUAUUCAGUGUCUCAUCAGCAGACAGGGUGGGACUGCCCGAUGUUUGAUCAUUAUUCGUAUCAUAUUGUGUCUCAAGGUCCAACAGCAUUGUUUUGUUUUGAAAUCAAACCAAGCAUGGAAGAUAUGCGAAACUCAUGCCGUUGCAUGUGUUGUUCAUUUCCAUAAAGGUUUCUACUUUUGAACUGGGGAAGCUCUGGAGUUUUGUGAGACACUAAUAACCCUUUGACUCUGACAUUUUCACUGUCUUUUAUAUUUUAUGAAAGAUCGCAUUGUUAAGCAUGUAGUUCUGAAGUCUGUCUCUUAUUAUCAUAUUGGUACAAUAAAAAAAAACACAAGCUGGCUCUUCCUCUGUAGAAUAGCAGCAUAUUGCAAAGGUUCUCAAAUUUCAGGCUACACCACCCAUUGCAGCCCAUUUUUUCCAAUCUCAAAAAUCAAACUUUCUUUGGACUAUACGCAUCAUUACUCCCUAUUCAUAUUGAAUGAUACCAGAGGACGUGGAAACAUUGAGCCACGAAGAGUGGGGACUGAAGUUUGAUAAUACCAGACUGUGUGCCGAAUUUGAAAAUAUAUUUUUUCGAGGGACACCAAACAAGUAGGCAGUGUUAUUUUGGAAUAAAUAUCUGCCCACAGCGAAGUCACGUGGUUGGUAACUGGUUGUGGUGGAUCACUGGUGGUGGGUUAAAGUGUGGACAUAACCCCAUCUCUUUGAUUUCAAAGAGUAGUCUCUCGCUGCUUGUGAUCAAUGCUGAGCACUCUACACAGAUGUCAGGAUAUCUCUAUACGUGUGCACCGCUAGACAUUUCGGCGUGUGAAAUGAUUUACAGAUCUGAGCACGGGCGUGCAUUGGAAAACGGCCGAUGCAUGAAAUGAGUGGUGGUGUGCGGUUGCUGACGUGUAGGGAACGGACAUAUUAUCAAAGUGGCUUUUACAUGCACCUUUACAUCAGCCGCACCGAACCUCACAAAAAUAAUAUCCAGGGCCUACUUUGGCUCCUCCCACCCUCAACCAGUAUAUAAACAAAUACGGUUUUCUUUGAAUUUCUCUCACUUGAUACAGCUAUCGUGCUGUGCCUGUUCCACCUGAAGACGGAAGCUUGUGUUGCCUCCGAAACGUCGUGAUUUUAUUUUAUUUUACUUUUAUUAAUUGUAAUUUUUUUACCUACGUGACUUUACCGAAAAAACCUAAGAAUAUGGCUUUUGCAGUCUGGCAGGCUGAAAACGCGUGUUGCCUUAUGGGUCGGUCUGUGUGCAACGCUUCUUGUUUGACGGCGUUUGAAUGUCCGCGGCGAUAAUCCUGGGAUUGUAAGCGCAAUCACCCUCGGGGCUUCGUUGAGAUGCAUCAAAACUCCGGCAUAAUUUGCCAAUCCUUGAUUAUUGUCCGUUUGGCCUGUCGUUGAUGCCCAUGUAUGUAUCGUGCGAAUCAAUGUCAAAAUAAACCCAUUGGUUAUUGUUAUCAUUCGUGACAACGGCAUAAACCA
Messenger RNA from Lethenteron reissneri (Far Eastern brook lamprey), 15147 nucleotides. RefSeq names its product sarcolemmal membrane-associated protein-like. Gene Ontology annotation, cellular component: acrosomal membrane. Gene Ontology annotation, molecular function: protein binding. The record is from RefSeq and is a predicted model, not a curated record. Gene Ontology annotation, biological process: single fertilization; acrosome assembly. NCBI's taxonomy places the organism in Eukaryota, Metazoa, Chordata, Hyperoartia, Petromyzontiformes, Petromyzontidae.